AUGGCCGACGCGAGCGACGCCGACGUGUGCGCCAUCUGCCUCGGCGGCAUGGUUCGCGGCCAGGCCGGCUUCACGGCGGAGUGCUCCCACGCCUUCCACCUCAACUGCAUCUCCGCCAGCGUCGCGCACGGCAACCACGACUGCCCGCUCUGCAAGGCGCCGUGGACCGUCCUGCCGGCCGUCAACGCUCCACGGGUGCCGCCGCCGCCAUCGCCCCAACAGGUUCCGCCGCCGUCGUCGUCAUCCAGGCAAGUGCGCGGCCGCACGUACGAAGAUGACGAUCCGGUGCAGGAGAUCGUUCAGGCGGAUGCCGAAGCCGGCACCAACGGAGGAGCGAUGGUCCUCAAGGCGCACUGCGAGUGCCCGGCCGUGGCGAGGGGCUCGUCCCGCGACAACUUCGCGCUGCUCGUGCACGUGAAGGCGCCAUCGGCGGCCGCCACCGAGGCCGCGCGCGCGCCGCUCGACCUCGUGACGGUGCUCGACGUCAGCGGCAGCAUGAUCGGUUCUAAGCUGGCGCUGCUGAAGCAGGCAAUGGGGUUCGUCAUCGACAACCUCGGAUCCGCUGACCGCCUCUCCGUGGUGGCCUUUAACCACGACGCGAGGCGCCUGUUCCGUCUCGUGCGCACGUCUGACGCGGGGAAGGCCGAGGCGAAGCGAGCCGUGGAGUCCCUCUUCGCGAACGGGGGCACGGACAUCGGCAAAGGCCUACGAGUGGCCGCCGAGGUGCUCGACCACCGCCGGUACAAGAACGCCGUCACCAGCAUCAUGCUCCUUUCCGACGGGCAGGACUCGAACACCUACGCCGGGAUGAGACAUGGUAGAAACGCUGCUAACUACAUCAACCUUGUGCCAUCUUCGCUAACCUACAGCGGCGCCGGCAACCGGCCUCCAGCGGUCCACACGUUUGGCUUCGGCGCCGACCACGACGCUGCCGCGAUGCACACAAUCGCGGAGAUGACGGCCGGGACGUUUUCCUUCAUCGAGAACGAGGCUGUCCUCCAGGACUCGUUCGCGCAGUGCCUCGGCGGGCUCCUCACGGUCGCCGUCCAAGAGGCGCGCAUCGCGCUGACGUGCCUACAUCCUGGCGUGCGCGUCCGGGAGGUCAAGUCCGGACGCUACGACAACCGCGUGGACGCCGGUGGCCGUGCGGCCUCGGUGGACGUGGGCGAGCUCUACGCCGACGAGGAGAGGCGCUUUCUGGUACUCCUGGACGUACCUGCUGCAGGAGCCGAUGAUGGCGUCACCGGCCUUAUCAAGCUGAGCUGCAAUUACCGAGAUGCCGCUACGGGGCAGGCGGUCGACGUCACUGGAGACGAUGCCGUGGUCCAGAGGCCCGUUGAGGUGACCGACGAGGAGCCGUCCGUGGAGGUCGAGCGUGAGCGGCUGCGCGUGGCUGCAACUGAAGACAUGGCAGCGGCACGGGACGCGGCUGAUCGCAACGAACAUGCCGAGGGCGCAGGGAUACUGCGACGCCGGCUUGAGGCCGUCGAGCGUUCGGCGGUACGGCUGUCCGGCCGCAGUACGUUCACGGCCCUGGAGGGCGAGCUGCGUGACCUUAUCGCUCGCGUGGAAGACCGAGAUGAGUACGAGACGGUAGGACGCGCAUGCUUCCUGUCCGGGAUGAGCUCGCACAGGCAGCAGCGCGCCGGCGGCAUGCAGCUGAUGAGCCAGAGCCUCCUCCCAACCGCCGCCGCUCCCGCCGAUCUGUGCGCCCUCACCAUCCUCUGCGCCGCCACCCUCCGAUUUGUCCCCGAUGAGUCUCGAAUCGACCCCGCCGGCCGCCGUUGCUACCCCGCCGGCUGCCGUUGCUACCGUGCCGGCGCCGCCACCCUCUCCCGUGGUCGCCGGAGCUUCCGCCGCUCCACCAACAACCCCGGCAACCGCUCCCACCCCUGUGACCCCCGCGGAUGUUGCUUCGACGGUCUCGUCGACGACUGGGGCGAAGAGGCGGCGCGCGGGAACGCAUCUGGUCCCGCAAGCCGGUGCCGCGGCGGUCACCGGUGA
Molecule: messenger RNA, 2004 nt
Organism: Lolium rigidum
Lineage: Eukaryota; Viridiplantae; Streptophyta; Magnoliopsida; Poales; Poaceae
Product: E3 ubiquitin-protein ligase WAV3-like
Exons: 2
Coding region: 1-2004 (667 amino acids)
Source: RefSeq, a predicted model, not a curated record